Adineta steineri is the source of this 1152-nucleotide messenger RNA. The record is from the annotation of a GenBank genome assembly. NCBI's taxonomy places the organism in Eukaryota, Metazoa, Rotifera, Eurotatoria, Adinetida, Adinetidae.
AUGUCACAUUUAAAUAAAAUCCAUCGAGUAACAAUUAUCGGUGCUGGUAUUAUUGGUUUAACAACAGCUUGUACUCUAUUAAAAGAAUAUUCGACAAAUGAUAAUCUUCAAUUAACAAUAAUCAGUGAAACAUUUACACCUGAUACAACUGCUGAUAUUUCAGCUGGACUUUGGGAGAUAUAUGGAAUAGAAAAUAUUGAUGAACAGACACUUCGUCGAGCUGGUUAUACAUAUGAUAUAUUUCUUAGUGAAUAUUUUUCUACUAAAGCUGCUCGUGCUGGUAUUAUGAAAAUUUCAGCAUAUAUACUUCAUGGUUAUAAUAAUCAAAAUUCAGAUGAAAUUGAUCAUACAACACUUGUAAAACCGGCACAAGCAGAAUUAGUUCGACAUUUUCGAUGGUUAGAUAAACAUGAAAUUAAUAUAUUUGAUCAUUUGAAACCAACAUCAGGUUUUGUUAUGUCAACAAUUACUGUUGAAGUGAAGAAAUACUUAUUGGAAUUACAACGGUUUCUUUCACAAAAUAAUCGAGUUAAGAUUAUAAAAAAGAAGAUUCAUUCAUUCAAUGAAUUAAAAAAUACAGCUGAUGUUAUUAUUAAUUGCUCAGGUAUAGCUUCAAAAUAUUUAGCUGAUGAUGAAACAGUUCGACCAGCACGUGGACAAAUUAUUCGUGUUCAUGCACCAUGGAUUAAAUCAGUUUAUGUAUUUGAUACAGAUGAUGGUAUGGGUUAUAUUAUACCACAAGCUGAUUCGGUUGUAUUAGGUGGAACGUUUCAAUUAAAUGAUUGGAAUACAAAUAUAGAUGAAAAUGAUACUCAAAAGAUUCUUCGUACAUGUAUAAAAUGUUUACCGGCUCUUGAAGAUAUUCAUAAGGGAAAAGUACAAGUUGGAUUAAGACCUUAUCGAGAUAAUGGUGUACGUCUUGAACAUGAAAAAACAAAUGAUGGAAUAGAUAUUGUACAUUGUUAUGGCCAUUCUGGUUCAGGUGUAACACUUUCAUGGGGUUGUGCAAAAGAUGUAGUUGAAAUAGUCAAAACUUUGAUACCAGCUAAUUCAAAACAGGAAAACCACGGAAAAAAUAAUAUAUCAGAGCAUAAAUUAUUAUGGCGUCUUGUGCCUAAUCCAGAACAUAUUCUAUUAACAUCUAAGAUUUGA